AUGUCGUUGAUCUUUGCUUUAGUGUGUGGAAUUUCUGUAACUUUAUUAGUUCCGUCAAUAUGUCAGCGAGAACAUGCUGGUGUGUAUGUAACACUGUAUCCACCCAUGAAUGUAUCUAUUGGGUACAUAUCUGAUGAGACUGCAUAUGUGUAUUGGUUUGCACCUCCAGUUUACAUACACGUGAAGUUUAAUAACACAUUUGGGGACCCAAAUGAACCUGCACCCGGUAAUAUUGACAGUGAUACAAACGGAGACACUGUGACAGAAGUGUUGGACAAACAAAAGGAAGUAUCUUAUACAUACAAUACAGAAUCUGAAAACACCACAGAUAUUGUUUCAGUUGUGACAAAUAACAGUUCCAUGGAAACUGUAAACUCCAGUUCUGUUCAAGGCACAAAUACAACGACAACUGGCUCAGAAUCAACAAAUUCUUCUUCAGCAGACUAUACAUCUACUCAGCAUCAACACAAUGUUACAAUAUGGACAGCGUGGACACCAAAGUAUGUUCACUAUAAUGAUUCUGAAGACAAACAACCCCUGGAAAAAAAAGAUGUUGUCAAUUUCCUCAGUGGACAUUUGAUAGGCUACAUUGUGAAGUGGUGGCAAGAUGGGUCAACUAAUUUUACUGAACAGCAAGUGAAUCAGACUGUAACAGAGUUGCACCUUACAGAGUUGACCCCUAACACCACCUACAGAAUAAAUGUGUCUGCUGUGUAUGAUGGGAACAAGAUUCUUACAGCCAAUACAUCUUAUUUUACAACCAGCUUUGAUACCACUAAAUCUUGCCAAUGUGACACAUAUGGAACAGUACCUGGACAUUAUGCCUGUAAUUUCACCUCUCGCAAAUGGUGCAAGUGUCGGUCUGGUUUUGGGGGCCUGUUUUGUGAGCAGUGUGCUGCAGGCUAUUACAGGAAUGCUGCAGGCUUGCCUUGUUGGAAAUGUCCUUGUGAUGAUGAUGCUUCCACAGGUUCCUGUCAUUUUAAGGAAGAAUUUCUUCAUUGUGAUGAAUGUAAGCAUGGAUAUGCUGGGAAUCUAUGUCAUAAGUGUUCUGAAGGAUAUUUUCGGUAUGGGUCCUCAGACUACUGUAAACCAUGCGCCUGUAAAGGGAACAGUGACAAAUGCAACCCAUAUACAGGAGAGUGUAUUGACUGCAAAUAUAAUACAACAGGUUUUUCUUGUGGUAAAUGCAAGAAAGACUAUGAAGGAGACCCUAAUGUUCACAAAAAUUGUACCCACAAAGCGGAUCUGAAGCCGAAAUCAAAGUCAAACACAGUCAUGAUUGCAUUGGUGUGUGUGUUAGUGGUGCUCAUCCUCUCGGCCAUCGCAGGAAUCAUCAUUUAUAGAAAGUGGAAGGACCAUCCUGCAGCAAAACCAUUUUGGACAGUAGAGCUGCAGGAUGAUCAUGAAGGUGUUAAUUUCAGUAGUGUUCCAGAAGAUGACUUUCAAGCUCGUGUUGAAGACAUGAACUUCUAUGAAAAACAUGAUCAAAGCAAGUCCAAACGAGGGACAAAAAAGUAUUCACCACUACGAGAAGAUCUUUAGUUAUUCUAUGCAGUCAGAAUAAUGUGAUGUGGUACUUGAAUUACGGCCUCACCUAUUUGUAGUUAAUCUAGUCAGCUUGCUAAGGUAUUCGACAAUA
Messenger RNA from Ylistrum balloti, 1639 nucleotides. RefSeq lists its product as uncharacterized. The record is from RefSeq and is a predicted model, not a curated record. Lineage: Eukaryota; Metazoa; Mollusca; Bivalvia; Pectinida; Pectinidae. The transcript is spliced from 7 exons. Gene Ontology annotation, molecular function: protein binding. Bases 1 to 1542 code for a protein of 513 amino acids.